Messenger RNA from Vigna umbellata (rice bean), 1206 nucleotides. NCBI's taxonomy places the organism in Eukaryota, Viridiplantae, Streptophyta, Magnoliopsida, Fabales, Fabaceae. The record is from RefSeq and is a predicted model, not a curated record.
UGCAGAAUGUGGAACGUUAGUAACAUUCAUUCACUAAGGUUCAUUUCGGAAAAUCUUACUUCAAAUCUUGUUUAAAUGAUUUGUCAUUUCACACCUUUUCCAGGUCUGGUCGGGUUAAAGGCCGACGAUCAAGAUCAGGUUCAUGGAAACGCCGUUCCAGGUGUAGCUUUGCAGAAACUAACUUCUUAUCUCAUGAAUCUGUUAUCGUACAUUAGAUAUGCACAAGCAUGAAAGAUAAGAGUUAUAAUAUGAUAACAUAGCAUGUCAAAUCCAAACACGUUCUUUACAGUGAUGGUAGGUUUGUUCCUUCUAUAGGAGUCAAGAUUCUCCUGACUGGAGGAAUCCUGGAAAUAAUUUGUUUGUUAAUUUCCUGCCCUGGUGGACAACUGAGAGUGAUCUUCAGCAGCUUUUCAGUACACAGGGAGAGGUUGUCGACAGCCACUUGGUGAGAGAUUUUCACACCAAGGAAUCUCGUGGAUUUGCUUUUGUCACUAUGGCAACUACAGAUGACGCUGAGCGCUGUAUCAAGGAAUUCGAUCACACGGUUCAAUUUGAUCGGGUGAUAGUUGUGGAAAGGUCAAUGAGACAGUGUCCCAGGACUCCAACUCCUGGCAAGUACAGUGGUACAAGAUACGACCAUGAACCGAGAGGGAGACAAACUCUUAGUCAUUCACCUAGGCAACAGCGGGAUAAACAUCGUUAUUCAAGGGACCGAUCUCGUAGUCUGUCACCUGUAAGAAAGGAGGAUAGAUAUCGUUUUUCAAGGGAUCGAUCUCGUAGUCAGACACCGAUACAAAAGGAGGAUAGUUAUUCAAGGGACCGGCGAGGAAGAUCACGUUCUCCACGAUCACAUAGGAGGCAGAGGGAUUAGUUGUCAAGAUUAAGCAAAGAUAUCCCUACCCAUUAUAGCCUCCAAUAUUUGAAAUAGUAUCCUUUUGUAUGUGAAAAGGUCAUAGCACAUGUCAACCAUGUUGUUAAUUAGGUUACUUGUACCGAGGUUGUCUUAUCCUACAGAGCAUGCAUGCAUUCUGCAAAAUUUGGUUUUUUUUUCCAUCCCAUUAAUCUGGUAGUUUCUUAAUGGCCGAAUGUAUAGUUCAUUGCUUGAAAGACCGAGAGAUACAUGGAAUUCACGCCCCAACUCUUGUUUUCCGGAAGUAUGUAUGAAUUUGACAAUGUCAUUUUCUAUAUUUGGCAAAUUCUGGUGGA